This is a messenger RNA of Pseudophryne corroboree (corroboree frog), 8855 nucleotides long. RefSeq names its product autophagy related 2B (gene ATG2B). Gene Ontology annotation, cellular component: phagophore assembly site. The transcript has 42 exons. NCBI's taxonomy places the organism in Eukaryota, Metazoa, Chordata, Amphibia, Anura, Myobatrachidae. Gene Ontology annotation, molecular function: phosphatidylinositol-3-phosphate binding. The record is from RefSeq and is a predicted model, not a curated record. Gene Ontology annotation, biological process: piecemeal microautophagy of the nucleus; autophagosome assembly; autophagy of mitochondrion. Bases 2087 to 8299 code for a protein of 2070 amino acids.
ACUGACUGCAGUGUAUGAGGGACUGUCUCAUUACCUGUCACUGACUGCAGUGUAUGAGGGACUGUCUCAUUGUCUGUCACUGACUGCAGUGUAUGAGGGACUGUCUCAUUACCUGUCACUGACUGCAGUGUAUGAGGGACUGUCUCAUUACCUGUCACUGACUGCAGUGUAUGAGGGACUGUCUCAUUGUCUGUCACUGACUGCAGUGUAUGAGGGACUGUCUCAUUACCUGUCACUGACUGCAGUGUAUGAGGGACUGUCUCAUUGUCUGUCACUGACUGCAGUGUAUGAGGGACUGUCUCAUUACCUGUCACUGACUGCAGUGUAUGAGGGACUGUCUCAUUACCUGUCACUGACUGCAGUGUAUGAGGGACUGUCUCAUUGUCUGUCACUGACUGCAGUGUAUGAGGGACUGUCUCAUUGUCUGUCACUGACUGCAGUGUAUGAGGGACUGUCUCAUUGUCUGUCUCUGACUGCAGUGUAUGAGGGACUGUCUCAUUGUCUGUCACUGACUGCAGUGUAUGAGGGACUGUCUCAUUACCUGUCACUGACUGUGUGUAUACAUAUAGAGGUCUGUCACUGACUGCAGUGUAAGAGGGACUGUCUCAUUGUCUGUCACUGACUGCAGUGUAUGAGGGACUGUCUCAUUGUCUGUCACUGACUGCAGUGUAUGAGGGACUGUCUCAUUACCUGUCACUGACUGUGUGUAUACAUAUAGAGGUCUGUCACUGACUGCAGUGUAAGAGGGACUGUCUCAUUGUCUGUCACUGACUGCAGUGUAUGAGGGACUGUCUCAUUGUCUGUCACUGACUGCAGUGUAUGAGGGACUGUCUCAUUGUCUGUCUCUGACUGCAGUGUAUGAGGGACUGUCUCAUUGUCUGUCACUGACUGCAGUGUAUGAGGGACUGUCUCAUUACCUGUCACUGACUGUGUGUAUACAUAUAGAGGUCUGUCACUGACUGCAGUGUAAGAGGGACUGUCUCAUUGCCUGUCACUGGCUGCAGUGUAAGAGGGACUGUCUCAUUGCCUGCCACUGACUGACUGUAUGCAUGUGGAGGUCUGUCACUGACUGCAGUAUAAGAGGGACUGUCUCAUUGUCUGUCACUGACUGUCUGUAUACAUAUAGAGGUCUGUCACUGGCUGUAUAUGAGGGUCUGUCUCAUUGCCUGCCACUGACUGUCUGUAUGCAUGCAGAGGCCUGUCUCUGACUGUAUACGAGGGACUGACUGUCUUUUUGUCUGACUGUCGCUUAUUAUAUAUCAUAUGUCUGUCACUGGCUGUGUGAGGGACUGGUUGACUUUAUCACUUUCUGACUGACUGUCCCUGAAUGUGCUGCUGACCCCCCCCCCCCCCCUUCUCAUUCUCACUGAGCGCCUGUCUCAUUGACUGUCACUGGCUGUGUGUGACCGUUACUGUGCGCCUGUCUCAUUGGCUGAUUGUCAUUGGCUGUGUGUGACCGUUACUGAGCGCCUGUCUCAUUGGCUGAUUGUCAUUGGCUGUGUGUGACUUGCUGAGCGCCUGUCUCAUUGGCUGAUUGUCAUUGGCUGUGUGUGACCGUUACUGUACGCCUGUCUCAUUGGCUGAUUGUCAUUGGCUGUGUGUGACCGUUACUGUACGCCUGUCUCAUUGGCUGAUUGUCAUUGGCUGUGUGUGACUUGCUGAGCGCCUCAUUAUCUGACUGUAACUAUUACUGCCCAUCUGUCUCAUUGCCACUAGCUGUGUGUGAGUGCUGCUGACCGCUGACCGCCUGUCUCCUAAUCUGCUUGUGUGUCACUGUUACUGAUGCCCUGUCUCAGUUGUCUGUUUAUAUUACUGACUGCCUGUAACACUGUCCUGCUGACUGUCACUGGCUAUGUGUUUUGUGUGUCACUGACUGUCUCACGGUGUGCUCUCUGUUUUUGACUGAGUAGGACAGUGUCUGACCAAUACUCGGCCUCCGGAGAGACUCUCUGUGUUCCUGCCCGCAUGUCUGGCUGUGUACAGUCGAAUGACUGACAGGACCUGCCUGGAUUAGUGACUUUCUGACUGACAGGCUGGCUUCAUAACCGACUAAGUGGGGCUCCGAGAGCCCUUCCCGGCUGCCACCAUGCCUUGGCCCUUCUCAGAGUCCAUCAAGAAAAGGGCCUGCAGGUACCUGCUGCAGAGAUACCUGGGCCACUUCCUGCAGGAGAAACUCAGCCUGGAGCAGCUUACACUGGACUUGUACCAAGGCACUGGUUCCCUGUCACAGGUUCCCCUGGAUAAAUGGAGUCUUAAUGAAGUCAUGGAGUCGGCCGAUGCCCCGCUGGAAGUGACGGAAGGAUUUAUACAGACUAUCACCCUGUCCGUUCCUUGGGGCUCCUUGCUGCAGGAAAACUGUGCGCUAGAGGUGAAAGGGCUGGAGAUGGUGUUCAGGCCAAGACCACGACUACGUUCUGCCGCCGAGCCAAUGUACUGGUCAAGCUUUAUGACGAGCAGUAUGCAGCUGGCCAGGGAAUGUUUGAGCCAGACCGAUGACCAGGAGUCGUCCCAACCCUUUGAGGGGCUGGAGAAGUUUGCCGAAACCAUAGAAACCGUUCUGAGACGUGUCCGAGUCACAUUUAUUGAUACCGUAUUCAGAAUAGAAAACAUACCAGAAAACUCUAAAACGGGAACCGCACUUGAAAUACGAAUCAGCAGGACUGUGUAUUCUGAUGAGACAGUGGACGAGCAGUCUGGUAUUAAUGUGCACAGACCUUCAGCGUUCGCUCACAAGGUUCUCGAACUAAGUGGCGUUUCCUUUUUUUGGGAUGAGUUCCUGGCGUCUGCAAAAUCCUCCCCUGUUUGUUCAGCAGCAAAAGUGGAAACUGAGCCAAAACUGUCACCCAGCUGGAACCCCAAACCGGUGUUUGAGCCGCAUCCACAGUUCACUAGAAGUGUAACGGAAGUCACGCCCUCAGAACCCGUGCAGAUUGCGGCACUGGUCGGGAGAAUUGAGCUGGGACUCAUCCUAAAACAGAAUGAAGUACUUCCUGGGGCAAAGCUGGAUGUGGACGGGCGCAUUGAUUCCUUUCACGUCUUCCUUUCUCCGAGGCAAGUUCACCUCCUGCUGGAUUUGUUGUCGGCAAUUGCUGGGCCAGAGAACUCCAGCCGGGUAGGGAUGUCCAGGAAAGACCGGAAGAGUCGUCCGAUGCAGCAAGAGGAUGAGUUUCGCCUCCAGAUGGAGUUGAAACGGUAUCUAAAAAAGGAGGACAUGUCUGGGGGGGUAUCUGCGGAGCACAGCUUCUAUGAGACCGAUACGGCAAAGACCCCCUCUAGCCAUGAUGAAGAAGUCUUCUUCUCAAUGGCCGAUAUGGACAUGUCCCACAGUCUCUCUUCUCUCCCCCCACUUGGAGAGCCACCAACAGUGGAUUUAGACCUGUCACUUAGCAGCACCUAUACGACGUCUCCUAUUGGGUCACCACAAGGGGGCGCUGUGACAACAUGGGGUGACUAUCAUGAUCACCUGAGACUGGAAGAGACAGUCGCACGAGGUGCUUCUUUCAAACCCAGCGUGAACCAAAACGGUCUAAAGAGAACCUCGCUACCAGCCCGAUCUGUUUGUGUGGACGAAUCUAGACCUGAGCUGGUUUUCAGACUGCUGGUGGGCUCGUUGUCUGUCUCGCUGCUUCACAUCGACCCUCUGCCACCGACGGAGACCACAUCACACCCUAACCCACUGACGCCCCUGUCUCUUAGCUUCUUCAGCCGCAUUGACGCACUGGAUCCGCAGACCUUUGCACAAAGCGAUUUUACCUCAUUACGGAAUAUUUUCGCCGAGGCCUGCACACUUGAUCACCUCAGGUUCAUAGGAACAGAAAUAAAAAUCUCUCACGAACAGCGCCAGAGGUCUGGUUUGCGCAGUUUCAGUACGGACGUCUGCAUCGGUCAAACCGAGCUGCUCGAGUGCCUUUUUCCUAAUGAUUCAAGGUUUAUUCCACCUCAGUACACAGAGUUAUUGAAAUUUGAUAUGAAUAAAGAUCCGGACAGCCGACCGCCGCCGUGUGUCCACUUGCACUAUAAGCUUACGGAAAACAGAGGCGCUCAGGGCAGCUCUGGGCGGCUGAGUUCUGCCCCCCAGAGGUCAGAGCUACACAUCCAGCUGACAUCCGCUUCCUGCGAGCUGGACGUCACCAUCGUGGACAGACUGAACUCCCUGCUGCAGGCGCAGAAGCUGGGCAGCGUGGAGAUGAUGACCUCACACCUCUUCACCUCCUACAACAAGCACAUUAGUUUGCACAAAGAUUUCCCUGAGGUUCUCCUAGAUGACUCUCGGUCUCCAGUAAACACAAGGACCUCUGUGCUGGUCUCUGCACCCUCGCUCCACCUCGCUGUACGCUUCCCAAUUCCAGACCUGCGAUCAGACCAGGAACGGGGUCCCUGGUUUAAGAAAUCCCUCCAAAAAGAAGUCCUGCACUUAAAGUUCACAGACAUUGCAUUUAAGACAGAGAUCCUAGGAGGCUCUUCCCCUGAGCAAUUAAAAUUGGAGCUUACAUUCAAGGAGCUCACCGGCACCUUCCAGGAGAACAGUGAUGGACCCGAUGUCCAGUUCCUGAGAGUAGUGAAGAAGAACAAUGAAGUAGAUGGUGACAUGACUACUUCAGACAAUUUUGACUGGCCGAGGAUUGUGUUGAAAAUCAAUCCCAUUGCUGUGCACUCUAUUCUUGAGCGAGUGUCAACAGAGGAAGAUGAUGAGGUUGAUGGGCGAUUUCAGGAUGAUGAAGAAGGGGCUUCUCACUCCCUGAAAGACGUGUGCGACUUCAGGCGCCCAGAGCCUUCCCCGUUCUCCUCUCGGAGAGUCAUGUUUGAGAACGAAGAGAUGGUGAUGCCGGGAGAUGCCAUAGAAAUGACCGAAUUCCAAGAGAAGGCCAUCAACAAUUCCCAUUACGUAUUGGAACUGACAUUGCCUAGUGUAUUCGUAAUGCUACCUAACAAAGUCUUCUAUGAGAAAUUGUAUAACAGGAUAAGCAAUGAUUUGCUGCUGUGGGAGCCCACUGCCCCUUCUCCGGUGGAGACUUUUGAAAACUUAUCGUACGGCAUCGGCCUGUCUGUCGCCAGCCAGCUGAUUAACACCUUCAGUAAAGACGCAAACAGCGUGUUUAAGUCGGCUCUUCGUUACGAUGAUGACAGCGGCUCAGAAGAGGAGACUCUGCAGUACGACUACAUCCUGGACUCAAACUAUCAAUGUCGCAGAAAAAAGAAACUGGAGUGCCAAAGCAAGCAGUCUCAGAGCUUCCUGUCUGUCCUGGUGAAUGUCAACCAUGGCCUGAUCUCUCUGUUUACCGAUGUCAAGCAGCAGGCUGAAGGGAAAGUACUGGAAGGCAAGCACGGAGAGUUUUGGUUGGAGUUUAACAGUGGAUCUCUCUUUACGGUGACAAAAUAUGAAGGAUUUGAAGACAAACACUAUUUAUGUCUUCAUGCAAGCAGCCUGAGUUUCUACCACCAAGGUGUUUUGGACAACGUUGUUCAUCCUGCUGACCUCAGGCUUCCUAGCUUGCCCCGACCACACUGGUUAGAACCGACAAUUUAUUCCUCUGAAGAAGACGGAACCGGUAACCGUGUGAAUGGAAAUGGAGUGGGAGUGGACAACCUAAGCAUGCUGACCGUGGCAGUGAAAAUCCAGUCCGAUAAGUCUGAAAAUAAUACAAAGGAGUUCCUCAUUGCGGUGGGCCUGCGAGGAGCGACACUUCAGCACCGUGUACUUCACUCGGAACACACCUGGCAUGAACAGAUACUGCAGUUUCUGAAUAUUUCAGACGAGCCGGUUUUAGGCUACAACCCUCCAACCUCCAUUACCACUUUCCAUAUUCACCUGUGGAGUUGUGCUCUGGACUACAGGCCUCUCUUCUUACCCAUACGAGCUCUGCUGACUGUGGAGACCUUCAGUAUAUCCAGCAGUGUUUCAUUGGACAAGUCCUCCUCCAGCCUUCGGAUUAUCUUGGAUGAGGCUGCUCUGCAUUUAUCUGACAAGUGCAAUGCGGUGUCUGUUAAUUUAAACCGAGAUUACGUACGUGUCUUGGACAUGGGACUGCUGGAACUGACUAUACUGGCGGUAAAGUUUGGAGAAAAGAACAAGCCCCGGUUCGAGAUGUACUGUUCCAGCGAUGUGAUUCACAUCAGGACAUGCUCAGACUCUUGUGCUGCGCUGAUGAACCUCAUCCAGUAUAUCGCCAGCUACGGUGAUCUACACCCGCCAACCAGGACCCAGACGUCGCCUGGAGCGCAGAAGAAAACCAAGAAGGCUGACGCGUCUACGGGCUCCAGCUCCCGCAGCCCAUUGCUGGCUGAGGCAGAACAACAGAUACUGCGCGAUUUAAUGAGCGACGCCAUGGAGGAUACAGACACUUACCAAGAUGCCUCUCCUGUAAAACCGCAGCUGAACGGGUUUUCUGAAGGCAAAUCUGAACUGCUGGAGCCCCCUUGCUCUGAUCUUUUCCUUUUUCCUGAUGAAAGUGGAACUACAUCUGAGGAAUCUAGUCCCACGUUCACGUCAGCUACUCCCCAUCUCAUCAGUGACGCCAUUCUCGAUGUUCCACUUGAAAGCGAUGACUUCUGUAUUCUGUAUGCUCCAAAGACAUCAGUGUCGGAAAAGGACGAGGAGCCGCGUGUGAGAAAACUUGUUCAUGACGCAAUCUUGAUUAAAGAGAAUUAUUUCAUCUCUCCUGAGAGGAAAGCGGACACCAGCAAGGCCCCACUGCAUUUCCCAGUACCCAUCGUUCGGUAUGUGGUCAAAGAGGUCUCGCUUGUUUGGCAUCUGUACGGUGGUAAAGAUUUCGGAAGUUCUCAUCCUUCUACUUCCCCUGCUAAGCAUUACAUGAGCCCUCACAGCUCCCCGUCCACCACACCCACGAGGCGAGCCAGCAGUUUGGUCCGUGGUGGCCGCGGAAGAAACCAAGACUUGCUGAUGGAAAUCCAACUGACUAAGGUAAAGUUCCAGCAUGAAGUAUACCCACAGGCUGAUCCGGAGACGGAACCGAUGCUGUUGGAGCAACCGGUGUCACGGCAGGUGUUUAUUGUCCAGGAUCUGGAGAUUAGAGACCGGCUGGCCUCGUCUCAGAUGAAUAAAUUCCUGCACCUGUACAGCAGUAAGGAGAUGCCGAGGAAGGCGCACUCCAACAUGCUCACAAUCAAAGCCUUACACGUGCGUCCUGAGUCUGCCCAUUCCCCGCAGGAGUGCUGUCUGCGAGUGACGCUGAUGCCGAUCCGCCUCAACGUAGAUCAGGAUGCCUUGUUUUUCCUAAAGGAUUUUUUUACAAGUCUUUCUGCAGAAGUGGAAAUAUUGGUGACGCCGGAUCCUGAAGUAAAGAGAGCGCCGGGCUCUGAUGUCACCUGCCGUUUGCCAAAACAUCUGAACUCUCAAGAACGAAUCCCUGUGAUUUCAUUCCUGGGACAGCCGGUCGGAAAUGGCGAGCUGAACUUUGCGGAGUUCAUGGAGGGGCGGGACAGUUUUGAGGAUGACCCCUCAUUCAGCGACCAGCCUGUGUUUUUCCGGGAGUUCCGGUUUACUGCAGAAGUUCCAAUAAGGCUGGAUUACCACGGAAAACAUGUCUCAAUGGACCAGGGUACUCUCACUGGGAUACUUAUAGGACUGGCCCAGCUGAACAGCUCCGAACUGAAGCUGAAGAGACUCUGCUACCGGCACGGAUUACUAGGUGUGGAUAAGCUUUUCUCUUAUGCAAUUAACGAGUGGCUGACGGACAUUAAGAAGAAUCAGCUGCCCGGGAUUCUGGGAGGAGUGGGGCCGAUGCAUUCUUUAGUACAACUAGUUCAGGGUAUGAAGGAUUUGGUAUGGUUGCCUAUAGAACAGUACUACAAAGAUGGCCGCAUUGUACGGGGCUUCCAAAGAGGAGCAGCGUCAUUUGGGACAUCCACCGCCAUGGCUGCGCUAGAACUGACCAACAGAGUUGUACAAACCAUCCAGGCUGCUGCAGAGACCGCCUAUGACAUGGUGUCCCCUGGAACAAGUCCUAUGGAGUUAAGAAGGGCAAAGCGAUUUUCUCAUCACCGAUUGGUGCAUCAACCUUUCGAUUUAAGAGAAGGCGUGGCCAAAGCUUACACUGUGGUGAAAGAGGGCAUCACGGACACGGCUCAGACGAUCUAUGAGACGGCAGCUCGCGAGCACGAGAACAGGGGUGUGACGGGGGCUGUUGGGGGGGUUCUCAGACAAAUUCCACCUGCUGUUGUUAAGCCUCUAAUAGUUGCCACGGAAGCCACAUCAAACGUGCUGGGCGGAAUGCGAAAUCAGAUCCGGCCUGAUGUCCGGGAGGAAGAGUCGCAGAAGUGGAGAUUAGAAGAAGGAUAGUUUGCCGUUGUUGUGAUGUGUGGACGUGGACUGAACGCCCGAGGAGGGUUGCAACACAGAGACGUAAAUGAACUCUGUCGAUGUAUACGUUUUAGCUUUCUCGGCUCAGGAAUUGAUGACCUGUUGGUAAAAGGAAACCCUCCUGCUUCUCCUGGUAACUCAAGCGUCACGGCCCAGGGGACAAGGAAUGGCGGUGUUCAUCCUGGGCAGACCAUAGAUCUUUAUCAUGCCUGCUCUACUUCCGUCUCUGACCUGGAACCUUCCCUCCGACCUUCCUUCUCCGAACAGUUCCAAACAUGACAUAAGCAACUGACUCCAUUAUCCCUCAUUAAAGAAAAAGUCUAUUUUGGCAACAGCUGUAUAGAAGUGUAACUUGUACUAUACAAUUUCCCCUCUUCCUUUGCUUCACCCUUGGUUAAAAGUUGACAACAAUUCCGUUCCAUGUUGUAUGUAGCUGUUAGGUUCCCGGGUCUCUGAGAGAAUACAGUCUUGUGUUACAUUUAGUCUGUACAUUUGCAAUCUGUUUAUAGUGUUAAUAAAAUAUGUGUUACGGUGA